Molecule: messenger RNA, 2802 nt
Organism: Schistosoma turkestanicum
Lineage: Eukaryota; Metazoa; Platyhelminthes; Trematoda; Strigeidida; Schistosomatidae
Source: the annotation of a GenBank genome assembly
AUGACCAGUUCAUACCCCGGAGUAAAACUCUCAUCUAUUAAUGGGCACCUGAUUUGUGGCUUGUGUGGCGGUUAUCUAAUAGAUGCAACUGUCCUUACGGAAUGUGUGCAUGUCUUUUGCAGAAGUUGCAUCCUAAAAUAUUUACUGGAGCACAAAGUUUGUCCAUUAUGUCAAAGCUUGAUACAAGAAACUAGACCUGGUCAGGCUCUUCGUCCUGAUGUCGCUCUGCAGCGUAUUGUAUAUAAAUUAGUUCCAGGUUUACUUAAGACCGAGAUGAAGAGAAUAUCGGAAUUCAAAGAAUUAAAUUUAAAAGAGCCAUCUUGUACAGACAAAAUUUUGUGCACGAAAGAAAUUUUCCCGAGAAACUGCAAUACGAAUAGCACUACGUGUUACAGCAUUUCCGAUCUUUGUUCCUCACCCUUACCAACUGCUCUUGCUACUCGAUCGCUUUCUAAAAGUCCAUGUGGACUUGUUUCCUCAACUCAUGCAACCCAAAUGUUUGUUUCCAACCGUCUACCAACUUCCGCUGCUUUUCUGGUGGCAGAUGAUGAAUUUGUGAGCUUGGCCUUGAUACAUUUGACAAGUUUGCCUUCUUAUUCAAAAAUAUCCGAAUCUAUAAUGCUCAAUGAAACUGUUUCCUGUAUUAAAAAUCAUAUGCUUGAUUUCGAUAUCUGUGAUUGUUGUAUCAUUCGGUUAACUAAUGGUCGUUGUCAACAAACUGAUUUACUUAAUGUCUUUCAUUCACAAGUAUAUCCUGAUGUAUAUAUAUGUAAACUUUGUUUUGGCCUGUUGCACAAUCCCUAUUUAUGUGAUAUUCCACAAAUUCCAAAUGAAUUAGAAAAUAAAAUGAUAUUUACCAAUGAACAGUUUGAAAAAUAUGUUCUACUCUAUUUAUAUAAAGAGAUCAUUGAAUCCCAUUAUCAGUAUACAGCAUAUCAACUUCGGGUCACUGAACCAAUCAAUAUAAUGCUACGUGAACAAUUUUUAUGGGAUGAAUUAAUUUCCAUGUCGUUAACUCAUGUAGAUACUACUUUGAAUAGUAGUACUGAUGAGAAAUUGAAUAAUCUACCGGUUACAUUUACUAAAAAUGAUAUCAAUACAUUAAGAUCAUAUGCUAUUCCAGUAAAAACUGCAUGGAAAUGGAUUGUGGAAGAGAAAUUAUCAACAUUACUCAAAGCUCCAUUAAUUUAUUCUUUACGUGAUGAUUCUGAAUUGAAACUAAUUAAAGACAACGAGUUAAAUAUUAACAAUUCAAAUUGUGAUCAAGAAUCAAAUAUUAUUUGUAUAAAUGUUGAAUUUUCGAAUUCCUCGAUACAAUCAGAUUAUGAUGUAUUUCUGAGUUAUCUAGGACAUUCUUCGCUAGAUUCUAUUCGUUCUUGGCUUGUUCGUUUAAAAAGUGUUAAAAUACCGCGUAAGCGUUCAAGAUUUCAUUUUGGAAAAGAAUUAAAAAUGAAUUCCAAGCAAGCAUUAAUAGAAAAUGAACAAGUCCCAAAAGAAUUGACAAACGAAAUAGUCUCUUCUAAAACGCUCAGUUAUAACGAAAAUCCAGCAAUUUUCAAUCCUUCAUCUGUGAUCAAUAUUGGUUACACUUUGCCUAAAUCGUUUCAUUUUUCUCGAGGAUUUUUAACAGAACUUAUUCCUUUGUUAGAGGAAACUUGCUUACAAUCAAAUUAUUUAAAGAAACUUUCCGCAAACAAUUAUUCAUGUGCAUUCAUAACAUCAUUAAAACUAUUUCGAAGUAUACCGAUUUAUUUAGCUGGUCGUUAUGUGAAAUUAAGUCGACGUUUGCCUCAAUCCCCAUGGAUAAUUGGAUCACAGCGUAAAUUAGAUUCAUCUGUAGAAGAACUCAUCACUCACUUGAUACUACCUCAAUUCGGUGCGAAUUCUCAAAGUUGUUUUAUCACAGCUGGUAGAGAAGAUGUUGAUGUUAGAUGUCUUGGAUUGGGUCGACCAUUUGCGAUUGAAAUUAGUGACUAUGAAUUAUUACCGUCAGAAAUUAUUCAACGAUGGUCUGUUAAAAAUAAACUUGCCUCAGAAUGUAAUGAAAAUGAACCAUUGGAUUUAUUGAAACUGGCAUCGUUUGUCAAUUCAGCAACUCAAGAUCGUGUGUUUAUACGAGAUUUACAGUUCGUGUCGUCAAAGUCUGCUUCAGCCGCAUUAAAAUUAGGUGAAAUGCAAAAAGCCAAAUGCUAUCGAGCUGUUUGUUGGUGUCCUCAAGGUGGAAUCAAUACGGAAUUGCUAAUGAAAAUGUUGCAGUAUACCACUUUGUUAAAUCAAACAAAUGAGAACGUUAAUCAUGUGGAUACUAUUCAUUGGCCUCCAUAUAAAACUGAUUCUAUGAAAUAUGGGAAAAUUUAUUUUGGUCCAUUGGAUAUUAAUCAACUCACACCUAUACGUGUAUUACAUAGAAGACCAUUGUUGAAUCGUAAAAGAACAAUUCAUCAUUUAUGUUUCAUGUCAUAUGUGGAUACAAUAACAGCUAAUAUAUUUGAGUUCGAUGACUUUAAAUCAUGGUCACAAUUAUAUCCAGUAGAUGAACUGUUCAUAUUAGAAAUUCGUUGUGAAGCUGGCACUUAUGUUAAAGAACUUGUUCAUGGAGAUCUUGGUCGAUGUAAACCCAGCUUAGCAAGUAUAUUUGGUCGUCAAUUAGAUAUAUUGGCGUUGGAUGUAAUUGCUGUUGAACUUGACUGGCCUACACGUCUAACAGAUCCCGUAUUUAAUUAAUUUGUAAAGUGAAAAUAACUUUGAUACUUUUUUUUGUGAAAAUAAACUUUCAACAGAAAUAUAAUUUUUUUAGUAAGG